AUGAUAAAUGAUAAUGGCAGUGUUAAUGAUAAUGAUGCAUUUGAUAGUACUGAUAAAGAAUUUGCUAAAAUUGAGAGGAUCCAUGUCAUCGUGAAUUUUCUGCCUGUGAUUCUGAACCAGCUCUUCUGGGUACUUGUACAGAAUAAGGAGGAUGAGAUUACAACUGCUGUGACCAGGGUGCUUACUGAUAUUGUUGCCAAGUUCCAUGAAGAACAAUUAGACCACUGUAUCCAAACAUACGUAAAGUAUGUAUUCAAGACCAAGUCAUUUGAAGAAAGAACAGUUCACGAGGAGCUGGCCAAGAAUAUGACCGGUCUGUUGAAGUCAAAUGAGCAAAGAACAGUGAAACAUGUUUUAAAGCACUCCUGGUUCUUUUUCGCAAUUAUCUUAAAAUCAAUGGCUCAGCAUUUGGUGGAUACAAAGAGAAUACAGAUGCCUCGCACUCAGAGAUUUCCAGAAUCAUUCCAAAAUGAGCUGGAUACGCUCAUCAUGGUGAUUUCAGAUCAUGUUGUUUGGAAACACAGGGAUGCUCUUGAAGAAACAAGGAAUGCAAAUCACAGCAUUGGCAGGUUUCUGAAG
Messenger RNA from Podarcis muralis (Common wall lizard), 579 nucleotides. Lineage: Eukaryota; Metazoa; Chordata; Lepidosauria; Squamata; Lacertidae. The record is from RefSeq and is a predicted model, not a curated record.